UCAACUAGGCCUGCUUCAGAAACAUAUCAUAAUCAUUAUUUAUUCAGGAUUAAUUAUAAUACUGUAUUAUUAGGUUAUUAUGGAGUAGCUCUGGGUUACUCUGCGCGUGGUGUUACGGGCGUCACAAUUUAACACUGCCAAAAGUCAGCCACCAUAUCUUCUUAAUAUGUAUUUUAUAACAUUAACCUAACCUUAACCAAUAUGCUAACCCUAUUCCUAAUCCUACCCUUAAAUGAAGACCAAAAAGCGCAUUUUUGUCUUAAUAAUUUUUUUAACGGUAUGGUUGUGUAUUGACUUUGUGGCUGUGGUAACUACUGAAACCCCGUUUUCGAUGAAGUGCUACAGUGUUGCUGGAAAGUGAAAAUAUCUUCAAGCCACAGUUGAAGUCGUCCAUGUACUGGUUGGUACUGAUUAAACAGCCAGCUAGAUAGUGCCAACAAGACCAGAGAGAACUUGUUAGAUCGAGAGACCGACUUGUCUUCAGAUAAAAUCAACUUUAAAAAGGACAGCCAGUAUAAUGUUUUAUUCAAAUGCAUGGACUAAGUGCUUGAUAUGCCUUGUCUUUUUAACAAGUGGAAAUGCCGAGUGUUCCAAACCUCAAGUAGAGGGAAAUGUUGUUCUAACGAAUGAUGCGCUAUUAAUGAACGAUUUUUCGGAGGGGGAGGAAGCCACUUUUGAGUGUGCCAACGGCUACUUGAAAGAGCAAGGAUCUGAAAGUAUCACCUGCUGGAGUGGAAAGUGGAGCACGCUCGAAUUAACCUGCAAAAAGAAGGACUGUGGUGCCCCCAGGAAGAUGCCACAUUUGACAUAUGAGUUUAAGGAAGGCACGCUUUUUGGUGCAUCAGCAAGAUCAAUCUGUGAUAAAGGUUAUCAAUUUAUGGGCCCAAGUUACAGGCAGUGUUAUACCACAGGUUGGAGUGGAAGACCAGGAUGUAAAGUGGUAACUUGUGAUAAACCUCCUGAGAUAAUGAAUGGCACAAUCAUAGAGAAGCCUGGCGAACAGUUACCAGAGUAUGGUGGUGUCAUACAGUACUCCUGUAAUGAAGGUUACACCAUCAUUGGAAACAAAUCAAUUGAGUGCAUUGAAGAUGGUGAAUACAACUCAUUACCUCCUGCGUGUAAAGAUGUCAAUGACAUUCGUUUGAAACCAACAACUAUAUCAACAUCAUCAAUAACAACAACAUCGACUUCUCUACCCACAAUACGAGUUUCAGGGAGGAAUAAUGGCGUUGGGGAACAUGACACCAAUGCAGCUACUGCAGUUACACUUAUUGUUCUGAUCACACGGUAUUGUAAGAGGAAAGGCUCGUACCAGUUUGGAGAAGACCGAAGUCUAACAGAAGAAUUAUUACAAUUUCAAAAUAACUAAGUUGAAUGCCUACCCAAGGUACCUACAGUUCAUACAUAUCAUUAUAUUAAAACCAUUAUUCAAAAAUAUGUUCACCAUCUUUUAACCAAAGUCCCACUCAUAUGACUAUACGGUUUGUGUUAGUCUUUGAGCUUGAGUAAUCUAAAUAGUGACACUAUUGUUAAAACUGCUCCGCUGAGUCAAUGCUUUGUCUAAAAUGUCUCAUUUCUUUCCAGGGCUAGGACUGCACCUCUAUCUGCUAGUCUGCAUCUGUAGCCUUGAAAAGUAGUGCCAGCGGAUUGUUCCUCUGACCAUUCCCUGGUUGGACAAAGCCAUUUAAUUUACAGUGCCCUUAUGUAUGUGGCAAUACUGAAUGGAAGUUAUAAUUGCACUUUUUAUUAAGUUGUUUUUGAAAGUCAGUUCAGCGGAAUUGUUUUAACCGAAUGUUUGAAAACCGGUAUUGAAAUAUUUGUUUUCUCUAAUUAUAUAUAAAACUGAAAUAUACGUAAUUGUCUUUUCAACUGCCAUAUUUGACUACAGGUUGCUAGCUUGCUCUGUUGUGUGGACAGAAGCCCCUGUAAUGAGAUUAGUGCACUAAACAAAAUGUAUGAUUGAGGAAAUUCCCAGGCUGAUAAUCACUGACCAUUUCUAAAUGUGUGCUUACUGAUCGUUGGCUCACAGGAAAAUAACAGUCUGAGACAGUUUCCUGGACCCAGGUUAAGCCUACAGCACUGUAUUCCUUUUCAAGUAGGCUUAAUUUGGGUCCAGGAAACCAGCUCUUCAUGUUAUUUUCCGGCAGCCCCAAAUGUCACAAAAUAAUGUCAAUCUUUUUUACUUAGAGGUUUUGUACUUUGAUUUUCUAGUGUGUAUUGUGUGAUUUAAGAGAUCAAAUUACUUUUAUGAUAACUGCCUUUUCUCCUUCUUUGAGACAUAUUUGUGUAAAUAUGAAAGUAUGUACAUUGUCUAAUAAUCAUGGUUGGGUAGGUUAAUUUGUAAAUGUAAUCUGCUACAGUUACUAUACUAUAUCCCAGAGCUUAUUUCUCUCAAAUGUUGUGCAUAAAUGAGGUUACAUCUAGGGUUGCCAACUUUUUCACUGCCAAAUAAGGGACAAAAGGUGGCAUGCCAGUGCACAAUGCCACGGAGGUAUGGAUAUGGUGUCGUGUGAAUACAGUGAUACAGUGUAUAUUCAUAUUCUUAUUCAAAUGGAAAGGCAAAACAUUUCUAUAUUCCAUUUAGCCUAUAGCUUUACUAAAACUGUAUAAUUAUGUAAACUUAUAUGAAUAAACUUCUAAAUAAAUGAUCAAAGAAAUCACAAUUUGGACCUUUACAGCAAAAAAAAACUUUUCAAAUGCAAAAGAGGAAAGAGGGGCAUGAGUCACUCACCAAGUCUACUGUGGUCCUUCUGUAGCUCAGUUGGUAGAGCAUGGCGCUUGUAACGCCAGGGUAGUGGGUUCGAUCCCCAGGACCACCCAUGCGUAGAAUGUAUGCACACAUGACUGUAAGUCGCUUUGGAUAAAAGCGUCUGCUAAAUGGCAUAUAUUACUACAUUUUUGCUGCUCGUGACUGAUUCAAGGCGUUCUUUCUCCUCUUGCAUAGCCAGAGAGAAGUCAUUACAUGACAAGUCACAGUUCCCAGAUAUUUUAAGUUCAUUUUUGAUCAGCUCUGUGCUACAUCGGUUUCUUGAGUCUGACCAUUUAAUGGUCAUCAGACAGAAAAUCCCCUCUACAAAGACAUUUGAGUCUGGCACACUGAGGACAAAUGAGACAAUCCUGAACAUGUUGACUUUCCCUAGGCUUUUGAAAACUGCCACCUACUUCGCACUGGUGGUUUUUGUGGUAUCCUGUCUGGUAUUCUGUAUUUCCUCCCGGCUAGCACAAAACUCUUCAUAGAGUUGGUCCAUACUGACUGUAUUACAUGUUCUGGUGAGAAAUCAAACCACUUGUCAAUGUAUGUAAUGACAGUGUCAUAGAACUUCAAAGUCCUGUUGCUGCUUGGACCUUUGUGCUGACAAUUGUUUGUCCAUCAGCUGCUUGGUCUACUCAGAAAAAAACUGUCCUGUUUCAGCUGAAGCAUCUUACAUUUUGAACUUUUGGACUUCCUCGUAAACAUCUGUGAUGCAGAGCGUCGUUUCCUCCAGCUUUUUUUACGAGUUGGUCAAAAACACACCCACUUUGUGGAAAAAGCACAGAUAAAUCUCAGCAUCUUCUGUUUUUUCUUUAUACUCGAAAAUACUAUUCAGUGCCACAGGACAGGUCUCCCUAAGGGACCUGAAGUAUGAUGUAAGAGCUGUCCAGCUUUGCUGGAGACGAUCGACAGCUGGAUGAAGAGCCAUCGUGUGCAAACAUGUCACAGAAUUUCACGCCACUCGGUGUCAACAAAGACACAAAAGAAUGCAUGCAGUUCCUCUCUUUGGGAAGCGGAUACUGAUAAGUGGCUGUAAAACAAUUGUCUCAAUAUCCACUGACCGCAGGUGUGCUUGCAGGCAUUAUGAGCUAUGUGAGCUGGGCAAUUAGCUUUCAGAAUGUGAUUGUUGGCUCUGCUCAAUAACUGGUAAACGGAGGUGUUUUCCAAUUAUAUCAGUUUCCGCAGUAGACGUCACGAAGAAUGCACCGAUAUUGCUAGCACCUUUAGCUAGCGUGGCCUUGUGCAUUUCUGUGGAAGCAUGCUGAGUUAGGUCAUUCUCGCCUUCGUGGCCUAUGCCCUCCCAUGACCACCCAUGGCUGCGCCCCUGCCCAGUCAUGUGAAAUCCAUAGAUUAGGGCCUAAUGAAUUGAUUUAAAUAGACUGAUUUCCUUCUCUGAAAUGUAACUCAGUAAAGUAUUUGAAAUUGUUGCAUGUUUUUGUUCAGUAUAGUUACCUGUCCUAAAUUGUAAUCAGUAACUUAACUUUUGAAUUACCCAAACUCAGUACCGUAAAUCUGAUUACUUUCCCUUUAAGAGGCAUAGGAUGGCAUGAAUCUUGUUCUGGAAGCAGCUCUGCAGAGUGGUCACUAUCUGGCACAGCCACAAAAUCAUACAAUCUGAUCAUUUUAAACCUAACUAACCUUAAUCACACUAACAUUAAUGCCUUACCCUAACCUUAAAUUAAAGCACAUUUUUGUUUUCAUAACAUAGCCAAUGUCGACUUUGCAGCUGGCGUAUCUAGCAGAAUUCGCUCAGUUCUGCCUCAAGGACAAGGCUCAUCCCAAUAAACAUCAACAUGCUCAAAUGACAUUAGAAGAAGAUAAAAAUGAAUAUUACCAGUUGAAUGACAUGCAUUGCAACUGGCCAUAAAUAGAUGGUGCAUUUUACUUUAUGGGUUGGUUACGUAGGCUUCUACUACAGAUAAUAAUAUGAUUACAUAAAACAAAAAACAGUGUCAGAUUUCCAGUUAAUGUUAUACCCCUUGAUCUUCAAGAAUAGAACUUGGAAGUAUGGAAAUAUAGAAUAGCCAAACUGUUUUACAUGAGCAUAACCCAAAAUGUAAGGACUAGCCUACUCUGUUGUUUAUGAUUAUGUUGUCAUGGAGGGCUGAUUGGGCUCAUUGCUUCGAGUUGAAAAAUAAAUACUGCCUUUGGAAUGGCAUGCUUUGAGCACUAAAAUGUAUGCCAUAUUCUGCAUUUGCUGUUGGCCUAUUUGUUUUACAUUUUUGUUGAUGACACUGAUAUCUUGAUAAUUUGCAGCUGUUUUAAGUCUAUCAAAAGUGUACGAGUUUUAGCAUGUGUCUGUUUGGCCUAGACAUCAUUUUAAUUAGCAUGAAUUAGAUUGAGCAAUAAAAGUCCUACUCGUGGCCUGUUCCUGCUCUUUUCCCCCGAACCAUCAAACGCGUUUGGUAUCAUAGUGAUCUUU
Oncorhynchus gorbuscha (pink salmon) is the source of this 5174-nucleotide messenger RNA. Its product is annotated as complement factor H-like. The record is from RefSeq and is a predicted model, not a curated record. Lineage: Eukaryota; Metazoa; Chordata; Actinopteri; Salmoniformes; Salmonidae. The coding region runs from base 518 to 1369 and encodes 283 amino acids. The transcript is spliced from 9 exons.